AUGACAGAGACUAGUCGAGCUCGGCCUGAUUUUGCUUUUUCUUCUUCAACCCCAAGCCGGUCGUUGAGCGAUGACUCUGAGAAACAGGUAGACUUGGAUUCUCUGCCCGUAGAGAAAAGGGGAAAACACGCCGACAUCGACAUCGACGAUGGCCAUAGCCAUAGCCAGUCACCACAGACGAUCGAGCAAGCCCCGGCUCCGAUUGACUGGUCACAACAUACUCUGCGCAAGAGACCAUGGCGGCCACGGGUGACGGAGUUCGCGAAGAUUGCCGACCACAAAUAUCGCGGCAGUGGCACUCCCGCGGACCCUUAUAUCGUGCAAUGGCUGGACGACGACCCCGAGAACCCGAUCAGCUACAACGUCGGGCUGAAAGUCGGCAUCACGGGCCUGGUCGCGUUCAUGACGCUGUGCGUGUCGCUGGCCUCGAGCGCGUACACGGGCGCGGCGAAGCACGUCAUCCACGACUUCCACUGCAGCGAAGAGGUGUUUCUGCUCGGCCUGAGUUUCAUGGUGCUCGGCUUCGCCGUGGGCCCGCUGGUGUGGGCGCCGCUGUCCGAGGCCGUGGGGAGACGGCACAUCGUGCUGGUCAGCUUGUUGUUCUACAUCCUCUGGACGGCCGUGUGUGCGGCGGCCCAGAACAUCGCCACCUUGAUCGUCUUCCGCUUCUUCUGCGGCACCAUCGGCUCCGCCGUCUUCGUCAUUCCCGGCGGCCAGAUCGCCGAUCUGUGGGAGGCCGACCAGCGAGGCGUCGCCAUGGCUGCGUUUUCCGCCGCGCCGUUCCUGGGCCCGUCGCUGGGGCCCGUCGUGGGAGGCUUCUUGAGCGACGCCGCCGGCUGGCGCUGGGUGUUUGGUCUGCUGGCCCUGUAUGCUGCGGCGCUGACUGUUUUGGGCAUGGUCUUCGUGCCGGAAACAUAUGCCCCCGUGUUGCUGCGCAAACGCGCGCAGCUGUUGUCCAAAGUCACCGGCAAAUCCUACAUGACUCGCAUCGACCUGGAACAUCCGCUGGACUUGCACGAGGUCGUGCGGAAAUCGUUGGCUCUUCCUUGGGCCUUGCUGUUUCGGGAACCCGUGGUCUUGCUUCUCACUAUCUAUAUGGCCGUCAUCUACGGCACUCUGUACCUCUGCUUUGCCGCCUUCCCCAUCGUCUUUCAAGAAGGUCGCGGCUGGAAUGCCGGCGUAGGCGGCCUGGCCUUUCUCGGAAUGAUGGUCGGGCUGUUCAUCGGCAUCGCCAUCAUCGUCUACGACAACAAACGCUACCUCCGGCUGCACAAGGCAACCGGCGGCUUCGCGCCGCCAGAGUCUCGGCUGCCUCCGGUCAUCCUGGGCGGAGUGUUCGCCAUCGUCGGGCUCGCCUGGUUCGCCGCAACCACGUCCCCGAGCGUGCAUUGGAUCGUGCCGAUUUUGGCGGGCGUGCCUUUUGGGACGGGCUUCCUGCUGAUUUUCAUGGCCUGUGCGAAUUACCUCAUUGAUUCGUACGUCAUCUACGCCGCCUCUGUCAUGGCCGCAAACUCGAUCCUGCGGUCAGCGUUUGGCGCCAUCUUCCCUCUCUUCACCACUUACAUGUACCGCAAUCUCGGCAUCCAUUGGGCCUCCGCCGUCCCAGGCUUCAUCGCCCUCGCCUGUUUCCCGUUUCCCAUCUUCUUCUACAAGUAUGGCGAGGCCAUCCGGCGGAAAUGCAAGUACUCGGCCCAGGCGGCCCGGUUUCUGGACAGUCUCCGGAGCGACCUCGAGAGGCAGCGGUCACGGGCGGAAUCGGGCGCAGCUGAUGAAGAUAAAGAAGGAACCCGGUCCCGGAAUCUGAAGAUCGAGCUGGAGGAAUGA
Molecule: messenger RNA, 1824 nt
Organism: Capronia coronata CBS 617.96
Lineage: Eukaryota; Fungi; Ascomycota; Eurotiomycetes; Chaetothyriales; Herpotrichiellaceae
Exons: 3
Coding region: 1-1824 (607 amino acids)
Biological process (GO): transmembrane transport
Molecular function (GO): transmembrane transporter activity
Source: RefSeq, a predicted model, not a curated record